AAAAUACAAAAAAGAAUAUUAUCAAACGAAAAUUGCAGUGCCCAGGGACAACCAUUGUGAGAGCUGAGAAUGAGGAGUCCAAGUGCAAAACGAGUGUCUCAGUCUCUGUCUGCUCACAACAUCAAAGCUCUCUUCAAUUCAGUCGAGGCCUUUCUCUUCGAUUGUGAUGGUGUAAUUUGGAAGGGCGAUAAGCUCAUUGAUGGAGUUCCACAAACAUUGGACAUGCUUCGAUCCAAGGGAAAGAAGCUGAUUUUUGUGACCAAUAAUUCCUCCAAAUCAAGAAGACAAUAUGCUAACAAGUUCCAUUCUGUUGGACUCUCAGUUGCCGAGGACGAAAUAUUUUCCUCAUCUUUCGCAGCUGCCAUGUACUUGAAAGUGAAUAACUUUCCGCCAGAAAAGAAGGUUUAUGUAAUUGGUGGUGAAGGCAUAUUAGAAGAGUUACAACUUGCUGGAUAUACAGGUCUUGGGGGCCCUGAAGAUGGAGAAAAAAGGGUACAAUUGAAAUCGAAUUACCUCUUUCAACAUGAUAACAGUGUUGGAGCAGUUGUGGUUGGAUUAGACCCAAACAUUAACUAUUACAAGCUUCAGUAUGGAACCCUUUGCAUUCGUGAGAAUCCUGGGUGCCUUUUUAUUGCUACAAAUCGUGAUGCAGUGGGACAUAUGACUGAUUUACAAGAGUGGCCUGGUGCGGGAUGUAUGGUUGCUGCCAUGUGUGGGUCAACUGAAAGAGAGCCUAUUGUAGUUGGAAAACCUUCAACUUUUAUUAUGGAGUUUCUAUUAAAGAAAUUUCAGAUUGAUACCUCCAGAAUGUGUAUGGUGGGUGAUAGAUUAGACACUGAUAUUUUAUUUGGACAGAAUGCCGGGUGCAGAACUCUCCUUGUUCUUUCAGGUGUGACAACUCAGUCUACUCUGGAAAACCCUGCAAACAACAUCCAACCAGAUUAUUAUACAAGUCAGGUUUCUGACAUUCUUGAAUUACUGGGGCAUUAACCUGAUUACUGAUUAGGGAUUACUGCUCAAUUAUUGUCUGUUUGUCUCAUGUUCUAAUAUAAAGGAUUAGAAAGCAUUCAAGAAAAGUCAGCAGAGAAUAAACUAGAGGAAGUAUAAAAAAAUAAUAAUCAAGCGUGAUACGACUGUGUAUCCUUGACUUAUGAAAUAAAUGUUAAAUUCAUUUGUGAUGAGGA
Messenger RNA from Pistacia vera, 1184 nucleotides. Its product is annotated as phosphoglycolate phosphatase 2. NCBI's taxonomy places the organism in Eukaryota, Viridiplantae, Streptophyta, Magnoliopsida, Sapindales, Anacardiaceae. The record is from RefSeq and is a predicted model, not a curated record. The coding region runs from base 70 to 990 and encodes 306 amino acids. Gene Ontology annotation, molecular function: phosphatase activity. The transcript is spliced from 11 exons.